AUGCCAAAGAGAGGAGCAGGAGGAAGACAGGGAAACAAGUUCAGAGUGACGUGCGGUUUGAACAACGCUUCUACCGUUAACUGCGCUGACAACACCGGAGCCAAAACAUUGACUAUCAUCUCCGUCAAGGGCUUCCACGGCAGACUGAAUCGACUCCCAAGAGCUGGAUGUGGCGAUAUGGUUGUUGCGACAUGCAAAAAAGGUAAACCAGAGUACAGAAAGAAGGUCCACACCGCAGUCAUCAUUAGACAAAGAAGAACUUGGAGAAGAAAGGACGGAACCACUUUGUACUUCGAAGACAACGCCGCUGUCAUCGUCAACUUGAAGGGUGAAAUGAAAGGCUCCGCCAUCACCGGCCCAGUCUCUAAGGAAUGCGCCGAUUUGUGGCCAAAGAUUUCUUCUAACGCUCCAACCAUCGUUUAA
This is a messenger RNA of Entamoeba invadens IP1, 423 nucleotides long. RefSeq names its product 60S ribosomal protein L23, putative. Gene Ontology annotation, molecular function: structural constituent of ribosome; large ribosomal subunit rRNA binding. The record is from RefSeq and is a predicted model, not a curated record. Lineage: Eukaryota; Evosea; Mastigamoebida; Endamoebidae. The coding region runs from base 1 to 423 and encodes 140 amino acids. Gene Ontology annotation, cellular component: cytosolic large ribosomal subunit; ribosome. Gene Ontology annotation, biological process: translation. The transcript has a single exon.